Postia placenta MAD-698-R-SB12 is the source of this 681-nucleotide messenger RNA. RefSeq lists its product as hypothetical. Lineage: Eukaryota; Fungi; Basidiomycota; Agaricomycetes; Polyporales; Adustoporiaceae. The record is from RefSeq and is a predicted model, not a curated record. The transcript has 8 exons. Bases 1 to 681 code for a protein of 226 amino acids.
AUGUCGCCCGAGCAGCUCGAGGGGGUGCGUAGGCUCGACGCGGAGCAGCUGGCGAGCACUGUUGUAGAUGUGUUUUCGUCUGAGCAAAAGCUGGAGGAGCUGGAGGACGGGCCUAGCGCACGCAUGCUGUCAAUAGACUUUUGGAGACAAUAUGAAGUUCUUCUUUGCGGCCGUCCGGCAGCAGGCUCGGGACCGCUAGCGCAGCACGGUUCCAGAUCUCGAGUCGUAUAUCAUCAUGAGAAGGGACACAAGCGUGUGCAGGCCUUCCUUCGACCUGAUCGAAUACGCUAUGGGGAUCGAACUUCCCCAGAUAUCUACUCCUUCAACAAUGAGCAAGCACGUGGAGACACUCACAAUAUGAUCGCGAUCCUUAUUAAUUCCCAAGGACUGGGGAUGCAAGACGCGAUCGAUUACGCCGGCGAUCUAUGCAAGCAAACAAUGAAUGUUUUCACGGAAAACAAGGACCUCUUCCCAUCCUGUGGCGCGGCUGUUGAUGCCGACGUUCAAGUCUACGUCCAGGGGUUGCAGGACUGGAUUGUUGGUAAAUUGCAUUGGAGCUUUGUUACCGAACGCUAUUUCGAAAAGCGAGGCGCCGAGAUCAAGGCGACGCGCGUCUUGGAACCAUAUAACAUCGGAUCCAACAUUGAUCUCUGUGUUGCACCCCUCCCUCCCGGUAUUUGA